Electrophorus electricus (electric eel) is the source of this 3154-nucleotide messenger RNA. RefSeq names its product sarcalumenin a (gene srla). Lineage: Eukaryota; Metazoa; Chordata; Actinopteri; Gymnotiformes; Gymnotidae. The record is from RefSeq and is a predicted model, not a curated record. Gene Ontology annotation, molecular function: GTP binding.
GGGGUAUAUAUAGCCCGCAGUAGAACUUUGGCACCCCUGGCAGUCGAAAUGAAGCUCCAGCUCCCAUUCUCUUGCUUGCUCACCCUGCUGGCCCUCGCCACUACGGAGUCAGUGAGUGAGGUGUCCGACGAUGAGCUGCUGGUGCGUCUGCAGCUGCAGUCGGAGAGCAACAUGUUCCCUUGCUGCGAUGGCACAGAGGAGAUCAGCCAGAGCUCCUCAAAUGACACACCUGCACCUGAACGAACAGUCUGUACACCCUGCACCUCCAACCCAGCCAUCACCGGCAAGGAGGAAGAGGGAGAGGGGGUUUCAGCCGAAGCAGGCGAAAGUGAAGAGGGUUAUGACCAGGACGACAGACAGCAGGAAGGGGAGCUCGAGGACAAAGAGCAGGAGGAACUGUUAGGGGACGAGGAAGAGGAGACACAGGAGGGGACAGCCGAUUCAGACCUAGCGGAGGACGUGGCGGAAGAUGAUGAGACAGAGGGUGGAGGGGAACAAGAGGAGGACUCUCCUGGGGAGGAAGAGGAGAUUUCCCAACGAGAAGCCGAGUCCGAAGAGGGGCGCGGAGUCCACGGACUUGUGGAAGAGGAGGCAGAGGGGGUGACUGAGGAGGAGUCUGAAGAAGAAGGGCAGCAGGUGACGGGGCCCGAGGCGGCAGACACGGAGGACAAUCCUGCCGAGUUAGAGACAGAGGCAGGCCCUUCUGCAGGGCCCCCGACGCCUUCACAGCCUGAAGUGUCAGAGGAGAAAGCAGCUGCUAAGGCAGCGGAGGUGACAGUAGAGGACGUGAUGACUGAUAAGGAGCAGCCAGCUGGGGAGGAGGAGGCCCUGUCAGAGACCUCGAGACACAGAGACUCAGUGAAAGUAGAGAAGACACCUUCAGCGGGUCCUAAAAUGAGGGACAGGUCUCACAUUGAUGACACGCUACGCCUCACCACAGCUGAGCCUUCUCGGGAGUUUUCAGCCACCCUGAAGAAACUACAGGAGAUUUAUCACAUGGCCAUUAAGCCUAUGGAACAGGCAUAUAAAUACAAAGAGCUCAGACAGCAUGACGUGUCAGAAGCGGAGAUUACCUCCAAACCCAUGGUGCUUUUCCUGGGGCCCUGGAGCGUAGGCAAGUCCACCAUGAUCAACUACCUGCUGGGCCUCCACAACACCCCGCAAGAACUCUACACAGGGGCGGAGCCUACCACCUCUGAGUACACAGUGAUCAUGCAUGGGGAGAAGUUGCGCACCAUCGAGGGCAUUGUGAUGGCGGCAGACAGCUCCCGCCCUUUCUCAUCCCUGGAGAAGUUUGGCCAGGGCUUCCUGGAGAAGCUGGUGGGCAUUGAGAUGGCCCACGAGCUACUGGAGCGCGUCACGCUGGUGGACACACCCGGCAUCAUCGAGAACCGCAAGCAGCAGGAGAGAGGCUACCCCUACAACGACGUGUGUCAGUGGUUCAUCGACCGAGCGGAUCUGAUCUUCCUGGUGUUCGACCCUACAAAGCUAGACGUGGGCCUUGAGCUGGAGACACUCUUCAAGCAGAUGAAGGGCCGCGAGUCCCAGAUCCGCCUCAUCCUGAACAAAGCCGACAGCCUGGCCACGCAGGAGCUGAUGCGCGUCUAUGGCGCCCUCUUCUGGAACAUGGCACCCUUGAUUAACGUGACGGAGCCGCCCCGCGUCUACGUCAGCUCCUUCUGGCCGCAGGACUACACGGCCGACGCCAACCGCCAGCUCUUCAAGAAGGAGGAGAUCUCCCUGCUGGAGGACCUCAACCAGGUGAUCGAGAACCAGCUGGAGAACAAGAUCGCCUUCAUCCGGCAGCACGCCAUCCGCGUGCGCGUCCAUGCGCUGCUGGUGGACCGCUACCUCCAGACAUACCACGAGAGGCUGGGCUGGUUCGGCGACCCGGACGAGGUGUUCCACGACAUCGUUGCCGACCCUGACCGCUUCUACAUCUUCAAGUCCGUCCUGGCCAAGACCAACGUGAGCAAGUUCGACCUCCCUGAGCCUGAGGCCUACCGCGACUUCUUCGGGGUGAACCCGCCAGGCGGAUUCAAGCCACUGGCAUCACACUGCGGCUGGUCGCACGGCUGCCUGCUGGAGAGAGUGGAGCGGGCCAUCACGGAGGAGCUGCCCACUCUCCUCGCCAGCCUGGCCAGGGGGAAGGAGCUGGGAGAGGCUGGAAUGCCCGCCACCGAUUCCCCCAAAGCAGACGAGAAGCCCAAGAAUCGCUGGCGGAGGCAGUGAAGGGGGCGGAGCAGGAAAGGGGGUGGAGCAGGAGCAGGAGGAGAGGGAGGAGGAGAGGAACGUUCCUGUUUUGGGAGGCACAGAAGCUCCGUCCGUACUGGACUCAGGGCAACAAGCCAGUGAAUGAUUGAGCAGGAGCUUGAGUGAAUGAAUGAGUGGGGUGGGUUGGGUGGAUGAGUGAGUGAGUGAGUGAAUGAGUGAGUGAAUAAAUAGAUAAAUAGGUGGAUGGAUGGAGGAAUGAAGGAAGGGGUGAACUGAUUAACGAAUGAAUGAACAGAGGACAUGAGGGAAUGAGAGAUAAUAUUAAACAUGGAAUAAGUGAAAGAGAGAAUGCUCCCAUGUUCCAGAGGAUGCAAAAAUAAAUCCAGUGAAACAUAAAGCCAUAAAGAGAAUCCACAGGAAAUGGAAAACAGUAACAAUAUACAGCCCAGUGAAGUCUGUCAGUUAGGCGUGUCAGAGUUCACUGGGCUCUGUGACGGUGCAUGACCUAAGGUUAUCUUCUCUCUUCACCAAAUCACCACUAGAUUCUAGAUGGUAUUCAAGAUAGGAUCUGAUUGUAGAUCAGAAUUCUUAACUCAAAGUGAGAAAUUAUGAAUGUCGCCCCUGGUCUUUUAUUUCCUGUCCUUUCACUAAACCACUUCAGUUUGUAGGUUUUCUAUUUGUUUCUGUCUAUUUUCAUCCAAUGCAUCUGGUUAUUUUAAUCGUAACUAUCUUCAUUGUUGUUUGAAAAGAUUUUAGGCAUGUCAACCACACUCGAUCAAGAGGGCCCAUUUUGACUUUGUAACUAGCAUAGUCAUGCCUCUGAGAACAUCUGCAUAUGAAUAGUAAUUUUGGGGUGUUUAAUUUUGAGGGUUUGUGCUGAAUGUCUUUAUUGCUGCAUGUGAAAUAUAGUGUCACAUUAAAGCUGUUUUUUUCUGUUGUU